AUGGCAGGCCUCGAGGGCGGAGGACCUCGGACGGUGGUGUUGGUGUUGCUACUGUUGCUGUGCCAACUUACUUACACAUUUGGAGCAGGCGCCGCCACAACAUUUGACAACAUAGCAACUGAUGGCAGUACUCGCGUCAGUAUUGCUGAAAACACCGGAACAGGGGCCUCAGUGUUCGGUAUCCUAGCAACUGACCCGGAAGCAGACGCCCUGACCUUUACACUGACCACUACGUCAGUGCCCUUUACACUUGUGGGUCAACAGCUGCAAUGCGUUGCAUCCAUUCAAAGACUUCCGUACUUCAGAGUAAGUGAUGGAACCUCGACAACAACAGGAGCCGUGAACGUGGACGUUACCGACCUCAACGACAACUUGCCAGUGAUUAGCGGAGCCACGGUCAUCGCCAUAGACGAGAAACAAAACGUUGGAACUGUCGUGCCCUUCACAUAUACUGUAACAGAUAACGACGCCGGAGACACUCUGUCCUACCAACUGACAGGAGUCCACGCGACCUACUUCACUAUCGAGAGCAACACUGGAACUAUAAAGACUUCGCAGAAACUGGACAGAGAUGCUUCGGGUGCAAUCAAAGUUUUUGACCAGCUGACCUUGACGGUGACCGACAGUGCUGGUCAGCCCACUACCGGGACAUUGAGUGUGACGUUGAAUGACAUCAACGAUAACACCCCCACAUGCACACCGUCUGCAUUCUUCGCCGAUGUUACAGAGAACUCUCCCGUCGACACUACCGUCGUUGCUUUAACGUGUACCGACGACGACGCCUCCCCGAACAGUGAUAUGACAGUGACCAUCGUCAGUGGAGAUGAUGCCACCCAGAAGUUCAAGGUCACUGCCAUGAACAUUCUGACGACGGCAACAGUGACGGACUUCGAAACGACGACGUCAUACACCCUUGUCGUCAACAUUGCCGAUGGUGGAGCAACGCCGAACGUAGCCACAGCUACAGUUGUUGUUUCUGUUCUACCAGAGAAUGAAGGCACACCGGCAUGGGGAACGUUCGUGCCUGCGUUCGUAUCAGGAACACCGUAUCCCGUGUCAGAGAAUGCCAACGUCGGUACAUCUGUUGUUACCAUAGCAGCAACAGAUUCAGAUGCUGGGAAUGAUGGCACAAUCACGUACACACUGGUGACAACAACUGGAGCUGGUGUAGGCACUGUAAGCGGGAUUUUCCACUUGGAUUCCGUGUCAGGGAAAAUCUCAACAACUGCGUCCCUCGACCGUGAAUCGGUUGCAUCUUACGAUGUGACAGUUCGAGCAUCUGAUGGAGGAACUCCUGCUAAGACAGUAGACCGAACAUUCACAAUCUCAGUAGCAGAUUACAACGACAAUGGGCCCGUCUUUACAUCAGCCCCAUAUUCCAACUCUCCUCUGGAAACUGCAACGACAGCAGGUGCAACAAUAGUAGCAGUAGCGGCAACAGAUGCUGAUGCAACGUCAACCUUGGCAUAUGCGAUAGAGUUUGGGGACACUACUAGAUUCCAGUUCGGUGCAUCUGGUCUUGAACUGAUAACUGCAAUCAACCUUGACAGUCCAGCCAAUGACCCUGACUACUAUGUCCUCAGGAUCAUUGUGACCGAUGGUGGAACACCGGAGCUGACUGGAACGACGUCUGUGACGGUAUCCGUUGUGGCAGUCAAUGACCACGAUCCUGCAUUUGCUGCUGGCUUCCCAUCAACUGUCUCGUUUGCAGAGAACACCGCAGUAGGGACAGUAAUUGAUACUGUGGCCGCCACAGAUCUUGAUGCUGGCAUCGACGGACAGAUUACAUAUUCUAUUACAAUGACUGCUAGUGAUGGCGGAGGCACUGUGAGGUCGGCAAUAACAACAGUGACAGUCACAGUUACCAACAUCAACGACAACUUGCCUUCCUGUGCUUCAUAUGCGGUUUACGUGACUGUGCUUGAGAGCAGCAGUGUCAAUGAUGCGGUGUCCACACUGACGUGUACAGAUGCAGAUGCGAGUGACGUCCUAUCGUAUACAAUCACAUCAGGGAACGGUGACGGAAAAUUCGCUCUCAAUGCUGCCAGUGGUACUAUAACGCUGGCUGCAACUGUGGACUACGAUUCUGCCACAACAUCUUACACCCUGCAGAUACAAGUCAGUGACGGGACCAACUCCAGGACUGUCACUGUUUACGUAAGUGUCGGUGCUGUAAAUGAAGCCACGCCCACCUUUGCAACACCAUUCCCUGCAGUGUCUGUAUCUGAGAGUGACUCUCCUGGAACUACAGUCCACACCUACACUGCCGCAGACUCCGACUACGUUCCCCACGCUGUCACAACGUAUGCUAUCAGCACUGUAACCCAAGGAGGCCUGUCCCUGUUCAGCAUAGACCCGUCCUCUGCUGUCAUCACCCUGGCCUCCAGUGUGGACUACGAUGCUCUUCCUGCUGGCACCAAGUUCUAUCUCCUCACCCUCACAGCUACAGAUGGCGGCGGACUUCAGGGGACUGGCACGGUAACAGUCAGUGUGACAGACGUCAAUGACAACAUCCCCUCCUGCACUCAAUCCAGUUGGUCCCAGAAUGUUGCAGAGGAUGUCGCUACAUUUCCAACGACACUUAUUGCAAGUUUGGGAUGCUCAGAUGUUGAAGAUGGAACAUCACUGACCUACACUCUUGUGCAAAGUCCAGGUUCUCACUUCGGCGUAACAGCAGGCGCUGUAACAAUAACAAGUGCUGUUGAUUACGAGGCAAACACUGGCCAUACUUUGACCAUCACAGUCUCUGACACCGGAAGUCCUGUACAGUCAACAACAGUCACUGUUAACAUCAACGUUGUCAAUGUCAACGAUGGCCCACCAACAUUUACUGGAACAUUUUCCGCCACCAUUGCUGAAGACAGCGCCAUUGGGAUAUCCGUUGCUGAUGUUGUAGCCACAGACCCUGAUGGAAAUAAUGCUUUUGGAAGUCCUGUUUAUUCUAUUCAGGGUGGUGACCUCAGUAAUCAGUUUAGCAUAGAUUCAAAUACAGGGAGAGUGUCGACUAUUGCUAACUUGGACCGAGAAACAAAAGCUAGCUAUGAUCUCGUCAUCAAAGCCACGGAAAGUGGAGACAUUGGGACUGCCACAGUUACACUUACUGUAACAGUCACAGAUGUAAACGACAAUACACCAUCUUGCUCUCAGAAUUCCUUCGUUGUGACAGUCAGUGAAGCCGAGGUCGCCGGAUUCGGUGUCAACACAUUCACGUGUACUGAUGCUGACACUACUGGAACUGUAACAUACACCUUGUCAACUGGAAAUACGAUCAAGUUCGAAAUGAGUUCAAAUAUUCUUCAGUUGAAGUCACCCCUUGACUUUGACUCUGGUGUGACAAAAUAUGAUGUAAUUGUUACAGUAUCUGACACCACAAAUAGCGUGUCUAUCCCCGGAACAAUUCAUGUUGGAAACGUCAAUGAGGCUCCGCCAGUGUUUUCACCAGUGAUAUAUCCAGUAUCCCACAGUGAGAAUCUGGCACUGGCCUCCACAAUAGCACAGGUAACUGCAACAGAUGCAGACUCCGCCUCCACUUCAGAUGGACAAAUCACGUAUGCCUUUGUAGCUUCGUACCCUUUGUUUGCGCUGGACUCAACCUCAGGCGUCAUCACGCUUGUGUCAUCACUGGACAGAGAGACGGAUGCAACUCACGACCUCCUGGUUACAGCAACAGACGGAACAACCACAGUAACUGCCACUGUCAGUUUGACCGUCACAGAUGAAAAUGACAACACUCCUGUGUUUGGUUCUGGAUCGUACAGUGGCAGUGUGUCUGAAGCGGAUGCUGUUGGAGCUAGUGUCGUGGUCACCGUUGCUGCAACUGAUACUGAUGACCCUGCAACUGGAGGAAAUGGACAAGUAACAUACUCGAUUAUCGGUGGAAAUACGAACAGUGACUUUACGAUCGAUGUCAGCAAUGGCGAGAUAAGAACAGCCAAGUUGUUAGACUAUGAGACAGCUGUGUCCCACUCUCUGACAGUGAAGGCAGUCGACAGAGCAGGGGAUGCACAAUCCAAGUCCGCUACCACAGUUGUAUCAGUUACAGUCACUAAUGUGAAUGAGCAUAACCCAGUGUUUACCCCAACAACUAUCAUCAAGUCAGUCCCUGAAAACACAGCUAUUGGGACGCUCAUCCAUCAGAUCCUUGCAACGGAUGCCGACAGUGGCACAGAUGGAGAUCUGACUUACUCCAUGGCAACACACGCCACAUUUGCCCUUGCAUCUGAUGGUGCUCUCACCCUCAAAGAUAAUCUUGACUUUGCAACUGCCAGUACAUACUCACUUACUGUGACAGCAACUGAUGGUGGAACACCAGCUAGAAGUUCAGACGUCACUGUGACAAUCAACGUCGUUGACGACAACAACAACACACCAACAUGCUCCCCUAGCUCCACGACUACCAUUCAAAGAGAAGACUACACUGGCAAUGUAGCUACUUUGACAUGCACAGACCUGGACACAGGAGCAAGUGGUACACUCUCCUACAUUAUAGAAUCCGUGAAUGCUGUUGCUGGGAGUGGUUCGUUUUCUGUUGAUGCGAGUGGUGUUGUUUCUACAACAGGUUUGGAUUAUGAAACUGCCACUUCACAUUCAAUUAUAAUAAGAGUUGAGGAUGGUGGUGUUCCUGCCCGAACAACAUCAGCUACAGUCAUUGUGUCAGUGACAGACGUCAACGAGGCUGCUCCAGCAUUUCUUGGAACGCCAUUCAACCCUUCUAUGGCAGAAUCAGAGGCAGUAGGAUUUACAAUACUUGCAGUGACUGCAACUGAUGCUGACACUGCAAAUAGUGUUACAUAUUCCCUGACAGACACAACGAACUUAAUCAUAGGAUCUGCCACCGGAGUAAUAACUCUGAAGGUUCAACAAGACAGAGAAACCAAUCCAACUGUGAUUGUUGAUGUAUGUGCUACGGAUUCAGGCACAGUUGAUGCAAUCAAAUCAACGUGUGAAACUUUGACACUCACUAUAACAGAUGUCAAUGAUAACCUGCCAGUGUUUAAUCCAUCAACAUAUACAACAAACGUUGACGAGAACACACCCACAGGGACGACUGUGAUUACAGUAACAGCAACAGAUGCUGAUGCUGCAGGUUUUGGAACUAUUACCUAUUCCAUAGAAAGUGGCAACACGGGCACUGUUUUUAGUAUUACAGCCGGUGUUAUUACAAUUACUGACAACACUGGCUUGAACUUUGAGACGACCCAACUCUUCACUCUCACAGUGAGGGCCACUGAUGGUGGGGGACAGACAAGUGACGUCAUCGUGUCCAUAUCUGUCAAUCCUAUCAAUGAAAAUUCUCCAACGUUCACCCCUGCUUCAAGCACAGAAACUGUCCCUGAGAACAGUGUAGUGGGGCACGUUGUUAUUGACCUUGAUGCCACGGAUAAUGAUUCUGGACCAGAUGGACAAGUAACCUACAGUAUCAUAUCAGGAUCACUUGGGAAGUUCAUAAUUGAUCCAUCGACUGGCGUCGUGACUGUAAGCGACGUACUUGAUGCUGAAUCUGUGUCAUCAUACACUGUUACAAUCCAGGCAACGGAUGCUGGAACUAAUCCAUCACCCCUGAGUGGUACCUACAUCCUAACGGUGUCAGUGACUGAUGUGAAUGAUGCAACACCAUCUUGCACUCAGGCAUACUACGCAACUGCCAUAACGGAAUCAACAGCGCCAACAACAUCCGUUCAACAAAUUGUGUGUUCAGACUUAGAUAUAAACGCUCCUAACAAUGUGCUCAGUUAUGCCAAGAUUGCAGGGGAUCCAGGUAACCUGUUUGAUGUGGAUGCUUCUACAGGACUGGUCUCUGUUGCUGCAGCAGCAUCCUUUGAUAGGGAGACGACUGCGUCAUACCUUCUGAAUGUUACUGUCACAGAUGGUGGAGCCACAGCACUUUCUGCAGUCAUCCAUGUCUUUGUCAGCAUCACAGGAGAUGUAGUGUACUUCAUAUCAACAGGAAAUUCACUGGGCCACUUUACUGUGGACUCUGUGACAGGAGUAGUGUCUGUUCAGGCAUCUCUUGACAGGGAGUCAUUAUCUUCAUAUGUUUUGGAAGUAAGGGCCCAGGACAAAGGGACCCCCACAAGUCUUACUGGAACGUCUACUGUCUCGAUAACUGUAACUGAUGUCAAUGACAACUAUCCUCUUUGUACCUCAUCUGUAUACUCUGGCAGUGUACCAGAAGAUGCUGCUCUAUCCACGUCUGUUACCACUGUGUCCUGUCCGGAUGCUGAUGUUCCUCCUAACAAUAACGUUGUGUACACAAUCACAGCAGGCAACACUGGUAGUGUAUUUGCUAUUGGAUCUACAUCAGGAGUGGUCACAGUCAAUGCAGGUCUUGAUGCAGAAACACUGAGUGCGUACAGCCUCACAGUACAAGCUUCAGAUGGAACCCUUACUACCGAUGUCAUUGUAACAGUCACAGUAUCUGAUGUCAACGAGCAUGACCCAGUCUUUGCUCCACCCGGACCCUAUUCCGAGUCAUUCAGUGAGGACACAGCUUUAGGAACUACGAUAAAGAACAUUAAUGCAAAUGAUAAUGAUAUUUCCAAUUCUGUUCUAUCAUUCAGCAUAACUCUAGGAAACGCAGAUAACAAAUUUUGGAUCGAUCCAACAUCGGGGACUGUUGUUCUUCAGGGGGCUCUUGACCGGGAAACCACAGACACAUAUUCCUUGACAGUAGAAGUUGCUGAUGGAACAGGAGCUGGAAGUCGCACAGCAACAACUCAGCUGACAGUUUUAGUCCUUGAUGUAAAUGACAAUGAUCCAAUUUGUGCUCCUUCCAAUUAUAUCAACACACUACCAGAAGAUUCCAGUAUUGGAACAACUGUUAGUAGUCUAACAUGUUCUGAUGCUGAUUCCUCUACCCCCACCCUGGCUUACAGUAUCACAACGGGCAAUGGAGAGGGUAAAUUUACCAUCGAUGCUGCUUCUGGGGUGGUUACCAUAUUUGCGUUGCUUGAUUAUGAAACUACAACUUCCUACAACUUGGAAAUUCAAGUAUCCGAUCAAGGGGGUACUGCACGAGUUAUCACCGUUCCUGUAACUUUAGAUGUGACACCUGUAAAUGAAGCAGCUCCAGUAUUUACUCCAGUUACGCCUGUACCUAUUCAGGAAGAUGUCUCUAUAGGAUCUGUUGUGUACACAGUAACAGCUACAGAUACCGAUAAGGGUUUACUUCAUGGAACGGUUAGGUAUUCAAUACCAUCUGGCAAUGAUCUUGGUCAUUUUAGUAUUGAUGAAGGAACGGGAGAAAUUAAAACUGUUGGUAAUUUAGACAGAGAAAGCACUACCUCAUACACUUUGAGAAUCCGUGCCACUGAUGACUUUGCUAGUUCAGGGGCUGAGCGUAGUGCUGAGGUGGAUCUCAGUAUAACAGUUGGUGAUGUGAAUGAUAACAUCCCUGUGUUUGUACCAAUCCUCUACAUCAAAGAUGUUCUUGAGACAGCUCCAAGUGGAUCUACAGUUGCAGUUGUGACUUCCCGAGAUGAUGAUGAUGUUCCAAAUGCAACACCCGUGUACUCCAUUGUUUCAGGAAAUACGGGAAGUGUAUUCAACUUUGUGGCAAACGAACUUCUCUCAAAUGCAGCCUUAGACUUUGAAACUUUGACAAUGUAUGAUCUUGUCAUACAAGUUUCAGAUAGUGGAACACCACCAUUGACAUCAAAUGGCAGAAUCAUCAUAAAUGUACUAUCCCAAAACGAGUUUGCUCCGAUUCCUGCUGUCCCCAAUGAUAGCAUCACAGUGAGCGAGCUAAUCCCAGUAGGAACCAACUUCUACAAUGCAAGUGCUGCAGAUGGUGAUUCAGGAACUGAUGGGGAAUUCUCUUGGAGUAUCACAAAUGGAAACAUCCCUGAGCUUUUCUUCUGCAGUCCACAGUUAGGAGAACUGUAUACAUCGUCCGUUCUCGAUUACGACACACCUCCCAACACUCACAACAUUACCGUUGAAGCACAAGACAAAGGUGGUCUGACCGGGUCAUUCUGGCUUGAAAUUGUACUUCAGGAUGAAAAUGAUGAGUAUCCAGUAUUUACUAAAUCUAUAUAUACUCCUCUCUUGAAUGAAAAUGUAGCGAUUGGUCAGUCAGUAGAAACGGUAACCGCCAUUGACAAAGACUCGGGUACAAAUGGUCAAGUUACAUAUUCAAUAACAUCUGGAGAUGGACAAGCAUAUUUUGCAAUUGACUCCUCCAGUGGUAUUAUUACAACAACACAGAACAUCGACUAUGAGACAAAACAUGUUUUCUUCCUAAUUCUACAAGCAAUAGAUGGUGGAACGCCUGCUCUAUCUACUGUUGGAGUCGUCAGGGUGACGGUUGUUGAUCUUAACGAUAAUGCUCCUACAUUUACACCUGACUUCUUUACUCAAAGUCUGUCAGAAGAUGCUACUUUGGGAACAAGUGUGACGACUGUCUAUGCCACAGACGCUGACUCAUCUGCUAACAAUAACAACGUCUUCACCUACAGUCUCACUGAUGCCUUUUUCGAAGUCAAUACAGGAUCUGGGCAAAUAUCUACAAAAGCUUUGUUAGACAGAGAAACUAUUCCCAGCCACAAUUUAACAAUUUUGGCCAUCGACCAGGUAACACCAGCUAAUACAGGAACAGCAGUUGUGACAGUCAACCUCCUCGAUGUAAACGAUAACAAACCUAACAUCACGGGAAGUUACUCAACUAAUCUGAGUGAAGACAUAAGUUCUGGAACCAUUGUCUUCACUAUUGCAGCCUCUGACAUAGAUAGUGGUGUGAAUGCUGAACUUGUGUUCUCUAUCGAGUCUGGAAACACUGAUGGAGAUUUCAAGAUUGAAAUUGGGAAGUGGUAUUGUUCAAGUUCAGAAUUCACUGGACAGGGAGAGAACCGCCUCCUACAACCUCGUCAUCCAUCGUCCCAUUUUGUCCUCGACCUUUCAUCUGGAGUGAUCACUACAGCAGGGAAUCUGGACCGAGAAACUAUUGACACAUACAGUUUCAGAUGUCGUGCCAAAGAUGGUGGAACUCCUCAGUUAACUGGAGAUGUUAAUGUGACCAUCGUGAUUGAUGACUUAAAUGAUAACCCACCUGUCUUCAACUCGUUACGGUAUACAGGAUCUGUAAAUGAAAACACAGCAGCAGGAACGAGCAUAUUAACUGUUACAGUCACCGAUGCAGACGCCCACAAUGGUGCCAUAACUCUGUCAAUCGAUACUUCAACUCCUGAAGGGGUCAGAGGUGACCAGUUCCUAACAGUUGAUUCUGCCUCAGGUAUUGUAAGUGUCAAGUCAGUUAUGGACAGAGAGGUGGACGUGGACUUCAAUGUAACCAUUUUAGCAGUUGACAAUGGGACAGUUCCCCUGACUGCUUCAGCUGUGGUGUACAUCACAGUUAUCGAUGAAAAUGACAAUGCUCCUGUCUUCAGCUCUACAUUUUACAACACUGAGAUUGCCUACACUGGCACCUGUGACAACACUAUUGUGACUCUUACUGCCACUGAUGCUGAUUCUGGAUUAAAUGGACAGGUGUUCUACGUCUUUUCCCAGAACCCUUAUGGAUUUUUCUUUGCUGUUGGUGCCAGUUCAGGUGUUGUGACGCUACAGACCCCAGUAUCAGUCAACACCAAGUAUGUUCUGGAAGCCUCGGGGAACGAUGGUGGUGUUCCUUCACAAUCAACCAGCCCGGCAGCAUCAAUUCGGGUGGAUACAUUCGACCCCAAUACAGUGGCCGUCGUUAUCAAACUUGGCAUAAGCAAAACAGAUUUCCUCCUCAGACAGGAUCAGUUUGUGUCCCAGUUCAAGGCGGUGAUGUCAUCCAGAUAUCCUUCAUGUCUGGUACGGAUCUGGUGCAUCACGGAGAGGUCAGGCGAGACGGCAGUAGCAGCACCAACACGGCGGAGACUCCUCACCUCAAGUCCAGUCGAUAUCAGCCUCGUGGUUGUUGCGGACAACUCGACUGAGUCGGCAAGCAACCUAGCCCAAGGCAAGACUUUCGUUACUUCCAGUGAUGUCACCAGUGUUGUUGCAUCUGACCCGUCCGGGACUCCAUCACCAGCACUGCAAGGGUCAGCUUGGGACUACUUUGUCAUCCAGAACGCCGGUCCCUUCUCUGAGACUGUCACCCCCUGGCAUCAGACAACAGUCGGUAUCGUCUUCAUCGUCAUUGCCAGCAUCCUGGCUGCUGUGCUCAUCGGCACCGUCAUCUUCGCCAUCCUCUGGUACAGGAAGAAGAGAAGACCGAUAACACCGACAAAACAGCCCGAGAGAAAAGAACAGAAUCAGAACAGGUUCUUCCAAACUAAACCAACUGUCCCAGAUCUUGACGUGAAGAAAACGAAGCAGUAUCCACCGGCUGCGUUUGCCGCUGUUCCCAGGACGCCGCCCCGGAUGGAGACGGCUGAGGAAGAGUAUUUCCGCCCCAUGGAGACAAGAAGAACGUACAGUAACGUGAGUCCUCCGCGAACACCUCGCACUGUGCUGCUGUCUCCCAAACCAGCCGACCACAUCGUCAUCAGCAGACAGUUCGACGGAGCAGCUGUGGAUCCAGGCCAGCCAGCGAUCACAAAUCCCAAGGCCGAUGGUACGAGUGAAGUGACUGUUCCAGAGAACACGACAGUUGGGACUGUGGUCUUCACAGUAGACCCUACUCCUGGUGUGGGGAUAACGUGGACCUAUACCCCGACCCCUGCCGCGGCUCCCUUCGACAUCAACAUCGGCGGCAGCGUCACUUUAUCAGGGACCGUUGACUACGAGUCUACCAAAUCAUUUGUAUUGACCAUUCAGGUGACUGAUGGGAGUGGGUCCACCGACAGAGUCCUCACUGUCUUCAUCAGCAACGUGUACGACGUCAUCCCGACACUCACUGCCCCCUCGCCCAUUCCCUCUAUACAGGAGGAGUCGACUGUGGGGACCAAUGUGGCAACGUUCACGGCAACGGACUCGGAGAUAUUGGACGGGGAUAAGCUAUAUUUUUCGUUAUUAGGCACAGACACCAAGUAUUUGCAGAUAGACUCUAUCACCGGUACAAUUACUAUCAGGGACCGUAUCGACUAUGACGUGGGGCUCACCUCGUUAGACGUCACCGUGCAGGUGACAGACAGUGGGGGCAACACUGCAUCACAGGCCGUCACCUUCCCCGUCACCGACAUCAACGACAACAGUCCGAUCUGCUCACCGGACUCCGUCUUUGUCACUAUACCAGAAGGGUCAGGAGGAGGUACUACUGUAGGAGCAGUAUCCUGUACAGACGCUGAUUCUCCUCCGAACAGUGAUCUCACCUACUCCAUCUUUACCGGCGACGACGCUACUGCAAAGUUCGUCAUCGCGGGCAUCGUCGUUUCCACGUCGACCACCCCCUUAGACUUUGAGAGUAAAUCUGACUACACGCUAGUAGUUUAUGCCGUGGACAAUCCAGCGCCGGGGACACCUCGGACAGGGACGGUCUCAUUCUACAUCAAGAGUGUCAGAAAGGCUGUGAUCCCGGUGGAGAACCUCCUGACCUGCGCCAAGAGAUCAGAAGACGCUGGGACCACUAUAGCCGGCGACCUGGCACUGGAUACAUCCACAGGGAAACUCACGACGGCUACGACACUGGAUAGAGAAAGUGUCACAUCCUACACAGUGGUUGUCAUGGCGACGGACGGUGGGACAACACCAAGAUCUGUUCAAGACACCCUUACCAUCAACAUCGUCGACUUCAACGACAACGCCCCUGUCUUCACUGCCAGCUCUCUUACCGGAUCAAUACCUGAGGAUUCACCUGCGGGAACGUCUAUCUUAACGCUGAACGCUUCUGACGCUGACGCAACGUCAACGUUGACAUUUUCAGUCGCGAGUGGUGACGUUGUACCGCCUAAGUUUGAGUUCAGCAGCACAACGAAUGGACAGCUUCAGCUAUCCAGUCCGAUAGAUCUCGACCAACCGACAAAUGACGCUGGCUACUACACCCUUACGGUCAUCGUGACAGAUGGAGGGGCGCCGGAGUUGACAGGGACGACGUAUGUCACUGUCACCGUCACUGCCGUCAACCAGCACCCACCUGUUUUGCACACACCAUCUCCGUCUUCCACUGUCUAUAUGAUGAACCAUUGA
Molecule: messenger RNA, 12048 nt
Organism: Haliotis rubra (blacklip abalone)
Lineage: Eukaryota; Metazoa; Mollusca; Gastropoda; Lepetellida; Haliotidae
Product: protocadherin Fat 4-like
Biological process (GO): homophilic cell-cell adhesion
Cellular component (GO): plasma membrane
Molecular function (GO): calcium ion binding
Source: RefSeq, a predicted model, not a curated record